Messenger RNA from Peromyscus eremicus (cactus mouse), 730 nucleotides. It is a transcript of the gene Sspn, whose product is annotated as sarcospan. Gene Ontology annotation, cellular component: dystrophin-associated glycoprotein complex; sarcolemma. The record is from RefSeq and is a predicted model, not a curated record. Bases 9 to 659 code for a protein of 216 amino acids. NCBI's taxonomy places the organism in Eukaryota, Metazoa, Chordata, Mammalia, Rodentia, Cricetidae. The transcript has 3 exons.
GCCUGAACAUGGGGCGCAAGCCGAGCCCCGGGGCGCAGGAGCGCGUGGACGAGGAGGCACGGACCUGCUGCGGCUGCCGCUUCCCGCUGCUGCUGGCGCUGCUGCAGCUGGCGCUGGGCAUCACGGUGACCGUGCUGGGCUUCCUCAUGGCGAGCAUCAGCCCCUCGCUGCUAGUCAGAGACACUCCGUUCUGGGCUGGGAUCAUUGUCUGCGUGGUGGCCUACCUUGGACUGUUCAUGCUUUGUGUCUCAUAUCAAGUUGAUGAGAGGACAUGUGUCCAGUUCUCGAUGAAAGUGCUCUACUUCCUGCUGAGUGCCCUGGGCCUGAUGGUCUGCACACUGGCCGUGGCAUUUGCCGCCCACCACUGUUCCCUGCUUGCACAGUUUACCUGUGAGACCUCCCUCGAUUCUUGCCUGUGCAAACUGCCUUCCUCGGAGCCUCUCAGCAGGACCUUUGUUUACCGGGAUGUGGCUGACUGUACCAGCGUCACUGGCACUUUCAAAUUGUUCUUAAUUAUUCAGAUGGUUCUAAACCUGGUCUGUGGCCUUGUGUGCUUGCUGGCUUGCUUUGUGAUGUGGAAACACAGGUACCAGGUCUUUUAUGUGGGUAUUGGGCUACGCUCCCUGAUGACUUCUGAUGGACAACAACAAAAGACCUAACAGCUUGACUCAGGCGUGGAGGCAGGAACAGAACCCUGGUUAGCCAAGGUGAAGAGCACAAUUUUUUUAAA